Acanthosepion pharaonis is the source of this 639-nucleotide messenger RNA. Lineage: Eukaryota; Metazoa; Mollusca; Cephalopoda; Sepiida; Sepiidae. The record is from the annotation of a GenBank genome assembly.
AUGAAGUUAUCUAUCUAUCUAUCUAUCUAUCUAUCUAUCUAUCUAUCUAUCUAUCUAUCUAUCUAUCUAUCUAUCUAUGUGGGGGGGGGCGCAAGAGAAAGACGGAAAAUGUUUUAUUUUGAUAUUAGAACCAAUACUCUUUCUGUGGUACCUUACGAAUGUGUGUGCAAGUAUAAGCAUGACUAUCAUGAUUAUGAUGAUGUGGCGAAAAGUUUGUUUUUUUCUUUGUCCCUAUCUUCUUUUUUUCAAAAUGUUUUCCUCUAUACGCCUCCGAUUUGUAUCUAUCUCUUUGUUCUCUCUUUGUUGCUUUCUCUCGUACGCAAUCUUAUUUUCUCUUUCUGUCUUUCUCCCCAUCUAUCUAUCUAUCUAUCUAUCUAUCUAUCUAUCUAUCUAUCUAUCUAUCUAUCUAUCUAUCUAUCUAUCUAUCUAAAUCUGACUUUAUAUUUGCAAAACUUGGCAUAUUCUUACAAAAUGCAUUUCACUUUCUUUCUUUCUUUCUUUCUUUCUUUCUUUCUUUCUUUCUUUCUUGUUCUCUCUCCUCCUCUGUAUAUGACACAAACCAAUGACAACGGAGCAUCCCGUAUACAUACAACCCACAGACGUUGCAAAACGAGCUUUCCAAAUACAAUAUUUCUGUAG